AAUCUCCUCCUCUCACUACAAGCAUCACAUCACCCGCGGUGACCUUCGCCACCGCAUCCUCCGCGCAUUGCUCGAUCGGUUUCGGUUGAGCGAACACCAUGGCGCCAGGCCUCCUCCAUUUCAUGCUCCUCGCAGCGCUCCUCCAGCUUCUUUCCACCACCUCCGCGGCGACCGCCGGCGACGUCGCGACUGGCAGCGAGAAGGUGCACGUGGCGAUCUACUACGAGUCGCUGUGCCCCUUCUCGAUCCGCUUCGUGGCGAACCACCUCGUCAAGGCCUACAGGGACGGCCUACUCGACGCCGCCGACCUCACCCUCGUACCCUAUGGCAACGCCGUGGUCGGCAGCGACGGCACCAUCUCCUGUCAGCAUGGCCCCGAGGAAUGCCUUCUGAACACCGUGGAGGCAUGCGCCAUCGAAGCAUGGCCGGAUGUGAAAGUGCAUCUCGGUUUCAUUUACUGCGUGUCGGACCUGGUGAUGAAGAACAAGCACCGGGAGUGGGAGUCGUGCUUCCAGAAACAGGGGCUUGAUCCCAAGGCAGUCACGGAGUGCUACAAGGGCGAGCGUGGCCACAAUCUUUCGCUCGAGUACGGGAGACAGACACAUGAGCUCGUGCCGCCUCACCAGUUCGUUCCGUGGGUGGUUAUCGACGGCAAGCCGCUCCUCGACAAUUACCGGAACUUCGAAGCUUACAUCUGCAAGGCGUCCAAGGGAUAUCCCCUCAAGGCGUGUCAAGACCUGGGCCUCGAGGCAGACAACGAUGUCUACGGCCGACUUUGAUCGUGCUGAUGAUGAUGCCAUCGGCAAGAAUCGGAUGGUCUUGCCGGAUGGUGAUAAUAAUUGAUGGAUUAUGUUUCCUUUUGGGGAUCAUACAUCUGAACACAGGGCAGUUCAAUCUCUCUGUUAUUAAGGUUAAUAUAUUGAGUGGUUCUGCUCAUAAA
This is a messenger RNA of Hordeum vulgare subsp. vulgare (domesticated barley), 940 nucleotides long. RefSeq names its product gamma-interferon-responsive lysosomal thiol protein-like. Bases 99 to 779 code for a protein of 226 amino acids. Lineage: Eukaryota; Viridiplantae; Streptophyta; Magnoliopsida; Poales; Poaceae. The record is from RefSeq and is a predicted model, not a curated record. The transcript is spliced from 5 exons. Gene Ontology annotation, molecular function: oxidoreductase activity, acting on a sulfur group of donors, disulfide as acceptor.